AUGGUGACCACAGUAGCUCACAGUAGCCGGAUGGUGACUGGGGGUGCUCACAGUAGCCAGAUGGUGACCACAGGUGGCCACUGUGGGGCUGGAGGUGCUCACAGUAGCCAGAUGAUGACGGCAGGUGGCCCCCGCGGGGCUGGGGGUGCUCACAGUAGCCAGAUGAUGACCGCGGGUGCUCACAGUAGCCAGAUGAUGACCACGGGCGGUCACAGUAGCCAGAUGAUGACCGGGGGUGCUCACAGUGGCCAGAUGGUGACCGUGGAUGCUCACAGUAGCCAGAUGAUGACCGCAGGUGGCCCCCGCGGGGCUGGGGGUGCUCACAGUAGCCAGAUGAUGACCGUGGGUGCUCACAGUAGCCAGAUGAUGACGGCGGGUGGCCCCCGCGGGGCUGGGGGUGCUCAGAGUGGCCGGAUGAUGACCGUGGGUGCUCACAGUGGCCAGAUGGUGACUGGGGCUCACAGUAGCCAGAUGAUGAAGGCAGGUGGCCCCCAUGGG
Molecule: messenger RNA, 498 nt
Organism: Ficedula albicollis (Collared flycatcher)
Lineage: Eukaryota; Metazoa; Chordata; Aves; Passeriformes; Muscicapidae
Exons: 2
Source: RefSeq, a predicted model, not a curated record